AUGUACGCUGUUGCCAAGUGGGCCGUUGCUUUCUCUGUUCACUUAGACGUUGAUUCAAAAGGCACAACAUCUGGUGAAGCUUCUCAGGGCGGUCAUGGACCAACUGAAGUUAAGCCAAAACCGGAGGUCAAUGUGAGGUAUCGACCAUUGUUUGAAGCCGCAGUAAAAGGUGAUUGGAAAGGUGCCGAGGAAAUCCUCGAUCAUGAUCCCGAAGCAAUCACGGCCACAAUUUUGACCUCAGGAACUCGUCAAGCUACUGUGAGCGAUAUUGCGGUUACGGCCGGACAAGAUCAAUUUAUGGAAAACCUGGUUAAGCGCGUCCCUGCGAAAAAUAAAGCUCCCAUAUUAGAGGGUGCCCUCUACCAUGCUGCUCGGACGGGAAAAAUAAGAAGGGUAAAGGAAUUAGUAGAUGAUCUUGACAAAGUUGGUAAAUCAGGUGUAGAAGUUGCCUUGUCAAUCGCUACUGGAAAAGCUCCUAAGCAAAAGGAGGUUAUCUGGUACCUAGCCAAACAUAUGAAAUCCAAACCAGAGAAUGAUCUCGUGCUUGCCCUUAUUAAGGCUGGCCAUUUGGACAUACUCUUGGAUUUAGCUAACAAACACCCCAACUUGAGGAAAUUUGAUGAGAGCGAAAACCAUGGCCUGUCAAAAGACUUAGUACAAGUGAAGUCUUACUACCGCAGUGGAGCUCGACUCAAUUUUUGGGAAAAGUUUAUUUACCAAUGUAUCCCUUCCUCGGUUGAUCCAUCAUCUCACAAAGUCAAAGACACCAAGAUGGCUCGAGGUAUUUUUGUUAAUCUACUGAUGGAUGGACUAAUACGGCAAAAAGCAUAUCAUUCAAAGAUCUUACUCAUAAAAAGUUAA
Eucalyptus grandis is the source of this 861-nucleotide messenger RNA. RefSeq lists its product as uncharacterized. Bases 1 to 861 code for a protein of 286 amino acids. NCBI's taxonomy places the organism in Eukaryota, Viridiplantae, Streptophyta, Magnoliopsida, Myrtales, Myrtaceae. The record is from RefSeq and is a predicted model, not a curated record. The transcript is spliced from 5 exons.